UACUUUGGGACCGUGGGCAAGUCACUUCACCUCUCUGAGUCUCAGUUUCUGCAUCUGUAAAGUGAGAGGGUUGGGCUACAUGGCCUUUCGGGUCCCUUGCUGCUCUAGGUCCAGGGCAGUGUGACUCAGUUUCCUGCACUGCAACACCCUGAGCUCGGCUUCCUUCCCGCCCUACCAGGCCGCAGCCCCUUGACAGCUCUGCGCCUGCGCGAAGAAAUAAACACCCCCCCCCCCGCUGACUCCUCCCCUUCGGAGUCCGGCGGAAAUGGGCCGGGGUGGGAGUGGGGGUGGGGGCGACCUCGGGGGACGCUCUAACCGGGAACUAAAAGCUCUGGCCUUUGCUCGGCCCGGCCGGCCCCAGCGAUGAGCCGAGUCUCGCCGACCCAGAAGCUUCGCAGGGCCUCGCGGCGGCGCCGGAAGUGACGCGAGGCCGUCGGGUGGACCCUCGCAUCCCGUCGGGCCUUGCGGCGGCGGGAAGAUGGCGGCGGCGGGAGCGUUAGAGAAGAGUUUCGUGGAGCUGUGCGGUGCCGAGCGAGAGACACAGCGGCGCUUCCGGGACUUCACCGUCGGCGGCUCCGAACUUGUGGGUUUAUCAGGAACUGUGAAAUAUGUUGAGAGUGCUGGUGGCUUCUACUAUAUAGAAAGCAGCAAGUUGUUUUCGGUCACCAGAAACAGGUUCAUUCAUUGGGUCACCUCAGGCGAUACAUUAGAGCUGGUGGAGGAAUCUCUGGACAUAAAUCUUCUGAAUAAUGCCAUCCGCCUCAGAUUCCAAAAUUGUAAUGUCUUACCUGGAGGUGUUCACGUCUCUGAGACUCAUAAUCAUGUGAUCAUUUUGAUUUUAACCAAUCAUACAGUUCACAGAUUAAUACUGCCUCACCCUUCCCGGAUGUACAGGAGUGAGUUGGUAACUGAGAGUCAAAUGCAGUCAAUAUUCACUGAUAUUGGGAAAGUUGAUUUCGGGGAUCCUUGCAACUGCCAGUUAAUCCCUACAGUUCCUGGACUGGCAGCCAAUUCUACCACUUCAGUUGCCUGGCUUAGCAGUGAGGGGGAAGCAAUGUUUGCUCUCCCUUCAGCUUCCGGGGCAUUAUUUGUCCUGAAACUACCUCCUCAUGAUAUACCUGGUACUGUGUCAGUUGUAGAAUUGAAACAGAGCUCAGUAAUGCAACGUUUGCUUACAGGCUGGAUGCCAACAGCUAUGAG
Messenger RNA from Phascolarctos cinereus (koala), 1200 nucleotides. RefSeq names its product nuclear pore complex protein Nup160-like. Gene Ontology annotation, cellular component: nuclear pore. The record is from RefSeq and is a predicted model, not a curated record. Gene Ontology annotation, molecular function: structural constituent of nuclear pore. Lineage: Eukaryota; Metazoa; Chordata; Mammalia; Diprotodontia; Phascolarctidae.